AUGAUACCAGAGCCCUUCCAGGAAACGGCUGUUGAUCUGCGUCUGCAACUGGGGCAAGCGGCGGGUAAGCGGCGAGGUAUAGUUGAGGCUGUAGUUGAUCGCAGCAUAGCGCUCGUAAUAACCCUCGCUCUUAAAGUUCACAUACUGAUCGUACUGACCGGCAUGGGUAUUGUACCAGAUGGUCGCAUCAAAUUUAUGCAGACUGUACAGCGGGUUAAUGUCGGCAAGACGGUAAGUCGUAUCGAUCUGUACAUUACGUACACCGGAAGGAAUGGCAAUAUGGGCGGUAUAGAAGCCGUGCGCCGCGAGCUGAGUGAAGAAACAGGCAUUGAGGUAGACUACCUGGAACAGCUUUAUACAUUUGGUGCACCAGACCGGGAUCCGCGCCAGCGGAUCAUUUCGGUGGCUUAUGUGGCGCUGGUAAAAUCAUCUCAGUACCGCCAGCUAAAAGCCAGUACCGAUGCCGAAGAUGCGCAGUGGUUCAGUAUCAAAGCAUUGCCCGAACUGGCCUUUGAUCAUAAGACUAUCCUGCAAACGGCCAUCGACCGCGUUCGCGCCAAGAUCCGCUACCAGCCGAUUGGUUUCGAGCUGCUGGAUAAAAAAUUCCCGAUUGCAGAUCUUGAAAAACUAUACACCACCCUGCUCGACCGGGAUAUUGACCGGCGUAAUUUCUCUAAAAAAAUAAUGGCCCUCGCGAUCCUCGAUGAGACGGACGAAUAUGUAAAAGCCACCGGUGCCGGCCGGCCGGGUAAGUUGUACAAAUUCAAUAAGAAGCGUUACCAGCAACUGGUUAAAGACGGGAUCAUUUUUGAGAUCUGA
Messenger RNA from Ostertagia ostertagi, 819 nucleotides. The record is from the annotation of a GenBank genome assembly. Lineage: Eukaryota; Metazoa; Nematoda; Chromadorea; Rhabditida; Trichostrongylidae.